AAAAGCGCGGGAUAAUAAGCUUUUCCGAGUGGCAAGAUUCGAUUUCUCAUACUGUACACGCGGAUCAAGAAGGACCUUAAAUGCCGUUUAGUCGACAGGUGAUCUUUUCCUUUAAAGAUAGCGGUAUUUAUUUUAAUAAGCGCGAUAUAUUAUUGCAGAGUUUUUAUUUUCGUUUUUAACGGUGUAACAAGUUUUGUUAAUAAGUAUUGGUAAUGACAAAUCAUUUAUAGCGCGGAGUGCGUCCACUUGUCGUUUGUCGCUUUCCGCUAAUUGCCGCGAAGCGGCAAUUAACAUAUCUAAGAUUUAAAUAUACUAGCAUUGAUUGAUCCGUGUCGGAAAACGUCAAGACAAGCAAAGUAUUUCUUUUAUAAAACAGCCGACCGUCUCCUAUGCCCGUGUAUAUACGAGAUAUUACGUUUACGAGAGGCGUUCUAAAAUAAACACACAAAUUAGCCAAACGGUUGGAGAGGUUAGAAAGUUUACACGGAGGGAUCACCUGUCUCUCUUUCUCUUUCACGAAUGUCUCCCGGCAAUAAUUAAAGUUUCGCAAAGUGCUUCGUUAGGCUCGCGUGUAUUCUCCCUCGCCAAGCUUAUAUAGCGGAGCUCCGUAGAAUCAUCGCGCGGUGGUUGCGUCAACUAACCAAAUAUAACCGAAGAAAGUGCGAGGGACGAUCGAUCGAUCGAUCGAGAAACGCGGGAAUCAGGAUCGGGAAUGGUGAAUCGAGGAUCUCCGUCCCGAUGAUCGAACGCGAUUCGGAGCGGGGCCGAGACGGCGACUGGCACGCGACGCCUUCCUCGAGCCGUUAAUCCGAUCGUCAUAUUUACGAUCUCUGGGCAUUCGGUGGCGAUAAGAGAUACGCCCUUCAAUCGUCCCGACAUCCCGACGUCAACGACAGCCCGUAGAAACGAACGUUUGUUCGACGAGAUUCAUCGCGGCUACGCCUAGAGCACGAGCACGUCCCUGAUGGCGGGAAACACGACGGUGGGUAGCACACUACUCGAUGAAGAACUUCGUCGGAUUCUACUGGAACGCGAGCAAGAAUGCAUGAAGCUGAAAGACGCGAAUACGACGCUGCCACCGGAACCGUACUGUCGACUCACGUUCGAUGGAUGGUCCUGUUGGCCGAACACUCAAGCUGGAUCGAUCGCGUAUGCGCCCUGUCCAAACUUCAUCACCGGUUUCGACACAUCGCUUAUGGCACACAAGUAUUGUGAACAGAACGGUACGUGGUUUCGGCAUCCCGACUCUAAUCAAAUAUGGAGUAAUUACACGACUUGUGUGAAUCUACAAGAUUUGAGUUGGCAGCAGAGUAUAAAUGGGAUUUACGAGGUGGGAUACGCAAUAUCUUUGGUAGCGCUAUUGCUUUCUCUAGGAAUUCUUACGUACUUCCGAUCUCUCAGAUGCGCGCGGAUUACGCUACAUAUGAACCUAUUCACCUCGUUCGCGAUCAACAAUGCUUUGUGGUUGAUUUGGUACAGGUUUAUAGUAGCAAACACGGAUGUCUUACUUAAUAAUCACAUACCGUGUCGUGUCCUGCACACGUUCCUUCAUUAUUUUCUAUUAACGAACUACGCCUGGAUGCUCUGCGAAGGCUUCUACUUGCACACGCUGCUAGUGAGCGCAUUCACCAGCGAGCACAAAUUAGUCAAUUGGCUGAUGGGACUCGGUUGGCCGGUGCCAGCUGUAAUCGUUACCCUGUACACGGCAUUACGCGCAUCUAGCGACGAUCCCACGGACACCGAACAAUGCUGGAUCAACGAGGGCAACUACAUGAACGUGCUGGUUUAUCCUGUAUGCGUUUCCACUAUGUUGAAUCUGCUCUUCUUAUUCAACAUUGUACGAGUUCUCCUUACGAAACUACGCGCCGGUCCUGCUAUCGGAACACGCCCUUCAAGAUCCAUGCUGCAAGCUUUCAGGGCUACAUUACUUUUGGUGCCUCUCUUGGGUCUUCACUAUUUAGUGAUUCCAUUUCGACCACCGAAGAAGCAUCCUUGGGAGCAUUUUUACGAGGUUCUUUCUGCGAUUACUGCUUCUUUUCAGGGUCUCUGUGUGGCUGUGCUUUUCUGCUUUUGCAACGGCGAGGUAAUAGCACAAUUCAAGAGGAAGUGGGAUGGCAACGCUCUUUUGCGAAAACGAGCCAACUCCUGCACGGCCACAACCGUCUCGGUCCGAUGGCGGGAGAGGAGAAGGUGUGACUAUCAACCGGCGUCGGGGAUGGUGCCGGGGGAUGCCGAUUGCAGGCGACCGGUGGCAGGCGAGGCUCACCAGUUGCAACAGCCACAGCAGAACAUACAGAUGAUCGCUGCAGGUCAUCCUGGUAAUCACGGCAACAACAAUCACGCGCGGGUGCUUAUCAAACGUGGCGAUGAUGACGAUUCUUCUCACGACGAGUGCGAUCAAACGCAAUGCUGAUGAUCGAAUAUGGGGGACGAUGAGGACGUGUACGGGACCACACGUGGAGAAAAAUAUCUUCCCCGAUCUUUUUUUGUUUAGAGAACGAUAGGAGAGAUUAGAAUCGGCAAGCGUGACGCGGUCGGUCGCCUCAUCCAUUUGUUUUCGGCAAGCUGUUUUACGAAUAGUCAUAUAUGAGUCAUAAAAAAAUGAUAUUAAAUUUUAUACGCAAAUUACAUACGCAACAUAUUUUUAUAUUUAUUUGUGCGCACGAUAUAAUCAUUUAAAUUAUCUGCUUUUCUUCUCUCUUCAUGGCCUCUUGGAUUCUCUUGGGCUCUCUACAGUAUAAAAAGGUGGAAGAGGAUGAGCGGGAGGGGGUAGGAAAUAAUUGUAGAAGGAAAAAUAGGACAACAAUUGAGUUCACCUAGAAUAUUUUCAGAACUCUUUUUCCGAGUAUUUUUCAAAACGAUUUUUUAAAAUGAUUUUAUAUAAAUAUGAGACUUGUGUCACUUGGGUCUGCUCGUUUUAGCUGAACUGGCCGCACUAGUUCAGAGUUUAUCUUUUCCUUUCCAAUAUGGAGACCCACUAUUCCAUUCGCUAUUCUCUAUCCGCUCAAAUAUAUCAGAUGGAGCUAAAGGAAUAUGUAGAAAGACAUAUUCCUGUUUUAUCCUUGAAAGAGAAGCUUAAGUUUUCGAGUUUGCUAAGAAAGCCUAAAAACCGAAAAUUAGUUUCUUAAAAGAAAAGAAAAGAAAAGAAAAGGGGAAAAAAAAAAAAAAAAGAUUAACUAACUCGCGUGAGGGAAAUAAACACGAACUUCAGAGAUUUAUUUUCUAUCUACUUUAUGUCUAUUAGUAUAUAUAUAUAUAUAUUAAAAUAUGAGCCGGAUGUAUGCGGGAUUGCGAUACAUGUAAAUCCUGCCUGCGCAAAUAAAUCUUGGCUAAGGCAGUGAGUAAAAACGAGGAUCUCUCUAUUUGAAUGAAAAGAAGAAAUCGUAUCAGUGAUGAUUGUUUUUAUACUCUCGAGUGUAGCCAAGAAUUACUUGCUCGUUCGCAAUAUUUAAAAGCAAUUAAUUAACAUUAACAUUUCUUUCUAAUUGUUUCGUGCUAAAGUUCGAGUAACGCAAUCUGUUUGCAUGUAUAUUUCAAUGCGGGAUAUUAUAUAGAUAUAUCGAUCAAAUUGUGUAUAUUAAUUUUCGCGGCGCAAUCAUAACUGAACUGCAAUCAUUAAAAGCUUUAGGCAGAAUAAAUGUCGAUACUAAUCUUUUAACUGUAACUGUAUCAUAAAAGAGGAAAUUGUGCAAAGCUGUAAAAAUCACAAGUAAAAUCAGUCAAAUUUUUCGAGGAUGAAUUUGCAGAUUUAUGAGAAAGUAUUCUUUAAAGCGGGAUGCUUGUAAGAAAAAUAUUUACCUAAGGCGAUUGCUUUAAAGAUUUCAAGAAUCUAAUCUCAAUUUCGAAAGAGAAAUUUAAGUACCUGAAGAUUAUUAAUGUUUGGGAUUCGGAUAUACGGAGCUUUUGAAUUCAUUGGCAGAAGUGAUAUUUUUUUGCGUGAUAUUGGUCAAAGUAUCUCCCUUGUUUCCCUCGUAUAUGAGCGCGUAACAAUUUUCAUUUUCUCAUGUACGAUAUUUUAUGUAAUGUGUCAAUUGUAUAAUAAACGGCUCUAUAUGCAUUAAAAUGUGAGUAUUAUGUACAUAUAGCGUAUUAUCUUGAUGAUGAAAAAAUUCAUAUUUCCGCAAGCGGAACGAAUCUCGAAAAAUGUAUUUAGAGGAUUCAAUAUAUUUUGCGAAAAAGAACAGGCAGAAAUAAAUAAAGCUACUUAUCCCAA
Messenger RNA from Cataglyphis hispanica, 4213 nucleotides. RefSeq names its product calcitonin receptor-like (gene Dh31-R). Gene Ontology annotation, biological process: cell surface receptor signaling pathway; adenylate cyclase-modulating G protein-coupled receptor signaling pathway. Gene Ontology annotation, cellular component: plasma membrane. Gene Ontology annotation, molecular function: calcitonin receptor activity. The transcript has 12 exons. The record is from RefSeq and is a predicted model, not a curated record. The coding region runs from base 965 to 2413 and encodes 482 amino acids. NCBI's taxonomy places the organism in Eukaryota, Metazoa, Arthropoda, Insecta, Hymenoptera, Formicidae.